AUGGCUCCUCGAGGAACGACGCGCGCUGCUGCCGCAAAGCCAGCGAAGCCCGAGCCUAAAGAAGUCACCGUCAAUGGCACUGGCGCUGGACGAGGUCGCGCGAAGAAGUCAGAGACGCCCGCUGUAAACGGCACGGUGGUACCGCCUGCGAAGAAGGCCGCGGCCGGUAAGUCGACCACGUCGCGAGUUCUCCGCUCAGGUGCUUACGCCUCUCGAGCCGCUCCCCGUGCUCGCACAAAGAAGGAGGAGACCCCCGCUCCCGCGCCGAAACAUGUCGAGAAGCGCAAGAAAGACGAAGAGAGCGAGCCCGAGCCCGAGCCAGAACACAAACCGAAGAAGGCAAAGACAAAGGCAGUGAAGGAACCGCCGAAACCUCAGCCCAAGGGCCCGCGACGUGUCCACGGCAAGAAGACCGAGAUUAACGCGAUUCGAUAUACCGUUCCUCUGAAGGUCUUUGUUUUCGGCGAAGGCAGCUCAGGCGAGCUCGGCCUCGGCGCGACGAACCGCGCUAUCGACGUGAAGCGGCCGCGCUUCAAUGAAGCGCUCACCAACAUGAGUGUCGUCAGGAUUGCGACGGGGGGCAUGCACGUCGUCGCGUUGACGAAGGACAACCAGAUUCUCACUUGGGGCGUCAACGACAACGGCGCUCUGGGACGCGACACAUCAGGCGCGGAUGUCUUGCGGGACAUAGAUGAUGACGACUCUGACUCAGAAGACGAGACGGGUGGUUUGAACGAGAAGGAGGCCACUCCGACCGCGAUUUCCAUGGAGCAUUUCCCGGAAGAUACAGUGUUUGUGGACAUUGCGGCCGGAGACAGUUGUUCCUUUGCGCUGACAACCGAGGGCGCUGUGUAUGGCUGGGGUACUUUCCGCAAAAACGAAGGUAUUCUUGGCUUUGAACGAACCCUCAAUACCGCGAAUACACCUGUUUACAUCGAGGGUGUGAAGAAAGUCACACAGAUCGCCUGCGGAACCAACCACGUUCUCACGCUUGAUAAGGACAAGCACGUCUAUGCCUGGGGCAACGGUCAGCAAAACCAAUUGGGCCGCCGCGUGACGGAGCGCAACCUCAUCGAAGCCCUUUUGCCCAAUCGCGUGGGCUUCCACGACAGUUCCGUUAAGCGACCGAGCCAGCGAAUCGUCAAGAUUGCCUGCGGUGAUUACCACGGUAUAGCUAUCGGCGAAGACGGCCAUAUCUGGACCUGGGGCGCCAACAACUAUUGCGAGACUGGACACCCCGAGAACGCUGGAGCAGAGGGCGCUACCGUCCUGACACCCCGCGUCGUCCAUAGCCUCGAGGGAAAGAACGUUAUAUCUGUCGAAGGAGGGUCGCAUCACAACAUUGCCAUCACCGCUAGCGGCGCAGUACUCGUUUGGGGUCGCUGUGACGGCUCCCAAACCGGAAUUCCUCCUGACCAGAUCGAAGCUAUUCACGACGAGACUAGGCUCCAGCGGAACCACGGCAAGCCUAAGAUUCUCAUAGUGCCAACUCCCGUCCCUGGCCUCAAGGACGUCGUUACUGGCGCUUGCGGGCCUGAACACACCAUUGUCAUCACUAAGGGCGGCAAGGCUUAUUCAUGGGGGUUCUCCGCCAACUACCAAACUGGACAAGGCACAGAGGACGACAUCGAAACCCCGACCCUAAUCGACAACACGGCUGUACGAGACACCAAGCUCACCUGGGCCGGUGCUGGUGGCCAAUAUUCGAUCCUCGCUAGUGAAAUCUAG
This is a messenger RNA of Trematosphaeria pertusa, 1728 nucleotides long. Its product is annotated as RCC1/BLIP-II. NCBI's taxonomy places the organism in Eukaryota, Fungi, Ascomycota, Dothideomycetes, Pleosporales, Trematosphaeriaceae. The transcript is spliced from 3 exons. Gene Ontology annotation, molecular function: guanyl-nucleotide exchange factor activity. The coding region runs from base 1 to 1728 and encodes 575 amino acids. Gene Ontology annotation, cellular component: cytoplasm. The record is from RefSeq and is a predicted model, not a curated record.